AUGAAGUGUAAGCCAGCUAUCACGACAGUCUCUCUUGGAUCAUGCAAUUUUCAUAGCAUCUUUGUCAAAAUUGAUGAGGCCGCACGAAAUGGAAUCAACGCAAUUGAACUCUUCAUCGACGACCUUGAGGCCCUCGCCAGAGACAUCAGCCCAAAGCCUGGCACCUUGAUCCCUUCUCGUGAAUGUAUAUUAGCGGCUGCUUAUCAGAUUCGCCGCCAAUGUGACAGGUUAAACAUCAUUAUCCUCAACCUCCAGCCCUUGCGAUUUUACGAAGGUCUGGUUGAUCGCAAAAAGCGCAACCAAAUCCUAGAUGAGGUGCUUCCAGUAUGGAUGGACGCGCUCAAAAUCCUCGGCGCAGACACCAUUUUGGUUCCCUCCAACUUCCUACCCGAAAACCCCGCGACUGAGCUUCCUCAGACAGUCGGCGACUUUAACAUAAUUGUCGAAGAUCUGCGUGAACUAGCUGCACGCGGCGCUCAACACGAGCAUUCCAUCAAAUUUGCCUACGAGGCACUCGCUUGGGGAACGCACGUCAAUACAUGGGAAAAGUCUUGGAAAAUUGUGCAGGCGGUUAAUCGCCCCAAUCUAGGCCUCGCCCUGGAUACGUUCAAUAUUGCCGGCGCCAUUUACGCCGAUCCCACCACUGAAGACGGUCGCGUGGGGGACACGGCUGAGGCUGAUUUGUCCGCUUCGCUAGCUCGUAUGGCCACUACUUUGGAUGUCAGCAAGCUGUUUAUCGUCCAAAUAGCUGACGGAGAGCGUCUUGCCGAGCCACUCCGCGCAGGCCACCCUUUCUUUGUUGCCAGCCAGCCCAGCCGACUGAGCUGGUCUCGAAACUGUCGGCUUUUUCUUUGUGAGCCCGACCGUGGUGGCUUUCUACCUGUUCUCGCCAUACUAAGAGUCAUCCUCGAUCUUGGUUGGACAGGAUACCUUGCACAUGAGGUUUUCUCGCGUUCAUUGGCAGACAGCCAUCACCAAAUACCAGCCUUACAUGCGGAGCGGGCGAAGAAAUCCUGGCAGAAGCUAUGCAAAAUCAUAGAGACCCAAGCAAAUCAAUCCAAUUUUCGCAGCACCAGUGGAUUCAAAGUACCAGGCAUGGGAUUGCUGGACACCGUGAUACAUGAGGUGGAGAGGGGAUUGGACACUGGAUUCUCGUUUGGGCACAGCGUAAUACAACAAAAUUUGCGGAAAUAA
This is a messenger RNA of Penicillium soppii, 1194 nucleotides long. RefSeq names its product sugar phosphate isomerase/epimerase family protein. The coding region runs from base 1 to 1194 and encodes 397 amino acids. The record is from RefSeq and is a predicted model, not a curated record. Lineage: Eukaryota; Fungi; Ascomycota; Eurotiomycetes; Eurotiales; Aspergillaceae. The transcript has a single exon.